Molecule: messenger RNA, 1227 nt
Organism: Aspergillus luchuensis
Lineage: Eukaryota; Fungi; Ascomycota; Eurotiomycetes; Eurotiales; Aspergillaceae
Product: aminoalcoholphosphotransferase
Exons: 7
Coding region: 1-1227 (408 amino acids)
Biological process (GO): phospholipid biosynthetic process
Cellular component (GO): membrane
Molecular function (GO): phosphotransferase activity, for other substituted phosphate groups
Source: RefSeq, a predicted model, not a curated record
AUGGUGUACAUUCGCCAGCAUCAACUACCCAAGCUGCGGGAAUACCGUUAUGCAGGAGUCGAUCUUUCGCUUGUUAGCCGCUAUGUCCUCAAGCCGUUCUAUAAUAACUUUGUGAUCAAGUUCUUCCCUAUGAGCAUGGCUCCUAAUGCCAUUACCCUGACUGGGUUCUUCUUUGUGGUAGUCAACUUCAUCACCAUUCUCUGGUACAACCCGACCCUAGACCAGGACUGCCCGCCCUGGGUCUAUGCCAGUUGCGCCAUCGGGUUGUUCCUUUACCAGACGUUUGACGGCGUAGACGGCAUCCAAGCGCGGAGAACCAAGCAAAGCGGUCCUCUGGGUGAGCUGUUUGAUCACAGUGUCGAUGCAUGCAACACGGCCUUGGGAGUUUUGAUCUUCGCGGCGGCUAUGAACCUCGGCCAAUCUUGGGCAACUGUGUUGACCCUUUUCGGAUCGACUAUGACCUUUUAUGUCCAGACCUGGGAUGAAUACUACACCCAGGUGUUGACUCUGGGAAUCAUCUCGGGUCCCGUCGAGGGUGUCCUCACUCUCUGCGUUGUGUUUGGCUUCACGGCCUACAUGGGCGGUGGCAGCUUCUGGCAUCGCUCCAUGCUGGAGACCGUUGGUGUUCCCAAGUUGGCCUUCAUCCCAGAGCAUAUCUACGACAUGGCCUUUACGCAGUGGUAUCUCGUCUACGGCGGAGUCCUCCUGUUCUUCGCCACCGCCUCUAGCAUCGUGCAUGUCAUGCAGGUGCGCCGCGAGCGUGGUCAGGAUCCGAUCAAGCCCCUGUAUGGCCUACUCCCCCUGGUCGCGGUGUGGACUCUUGUGCCGGCUUAUCUUUACCUGCAACCCACCAUCCUGGAGAACUACAUGGUCCCGUUCUGUCUGUACGUCGGCAUGAUCAAUGCGUACGCCGUGGGCAAGAUGAUCUGCGCGCACCUGGUCAAGGCCAGCUUCCCUUACUUCAACAUGCUCCUGAUCCCUCUUGCUUUGGCAGUGCUCGACAGCGCUGGUGCGUUCUUUGGUUACUGGCCGAGUCUGCUGGGUGACGGAGUGAGGCAGAUCGCUUUCGUUUGGGUGUGCCUGGGUCUGUCGAUCGGCGUUUACGGCAGCUUCGUGCACGACAUCAUCACGACGAUAUGCGACUAUAUUGACAUUUGGUGCUUGACGAUCAAGCACCCUCACGUGGAAGUGGUGACCGCCAAUGGAGAGGCGAAGAAGUCGAACUAA